Messenger RNA from Anarrhichthys ocellatus (wolf-eel), 1917 nucleotides. RefSeq names its product BPI fold containing family C, like (gene bpifcl). Lineage: Eukaryota; Metazoa; Chordata; Actinopteri; Perciformes; Anarhichadidae. The transcript is spliced from 16 exons. The coding region runs from base 126 to 1583 and encodes 485 amino acids. The record is from RefSeq and is a predicted model, not a curated record. Gene Ontology annotation, molecular function: lipid binding.
GGAACAGGAAACCGGAGGUGGUGACAAAUCAACAGCAGAGAAAACAGUGAGGACGCUUGUUCAGGAGCUGACUUUCAACUUGGUGAAAUCACAGGCAGUAUUUAAAGAGUUUUGCAGUUGCUUUCAUGCUGGCAUAUCUGUAUCAAGUAUUUGGUACAUUGCGCCACAGAGGACCCAGGAACAUGCUCCGACCUGUGAUAGUAGUGCUCAUGCUUGUCUCCUUUACCUAUGGAGAAAAUCCUGCUUUACAAGUCACCUUGACUAACAAAGGACUUCAGUACGGAAAGCAUGUAGGUGCAGGAUGGCUUCAGGAGAGGCUGGAUCUCGUCACUCUCCCUGACAUCAGUGGUACAAUCUUGCACUUCAUACACUACACAUUAUCAGGAGUCAACAUCACAAAGUGUGACUUUCCAGAGCCAUCUGUUGAGUUCUAUCAGGACAUCACAGGAUUCAACACAUCCAGCUCCGGCCUCAGUGUUGCAGUAUCCGGCAGGUGGACGACACAUGCUGGCCUCAUACAUGACGGGGGAUCAUUCGACAUGGCUAUAUUUAAUAUGGAUGUGACCUCUGUAGUGAAGCUGGGGAAAGACGCUGACGGGCAUCUGUCUGUCACCAGUGCCCACUGUGAAGCUCAUGUUGGAGAUGUGGACGUACGAUUUCAGGGUGGAGCAAGUUGGAUGUUCAAGCCUUUUGUGGAGUAUUUAAAGAGGUGUAUCAAGGAUGAAAUAGAGGCCUCAAUCUGCCCUGGAGUGGAGAAGUCCAUCGUAAACUUGGAGUACCACCUACAGGCCAUGAAAGUUUCCUUUGAUGUGGGGGAAAACUUUACUUUUGACCUCCCUCUCACCAGCAUGCCCGUCAUUAAUGCUUCAAGUCUGAAUCUAGGUCUUAAGGGAGAGUUAUACAAUAUAAAAGGUCAUACAGAACCUCCCUUUGAGGCCCAGCCUUUCACCAUGCCCGAGCAGCCGGGCUACAUGCUGUCAGUGGGCCUGUCUGAGUUCACUCUGAACUCCGCCUCUUACGUACUCUACAAAGCGGGCCUGCUUCAGACCGUCAUCACCGACAGCAUGAUACCUCCAUACCUCCCCAUGCACCUGAACACCAGCUGGAUGGGGCCUUUCAUUCCUCAGCUUCCCAAGAUGUUUCCCGGACUUCUGAUGAGUCUGCAGGUUUAUGCCAGAAAAGUGCCAAUGUUUUCCUUCCAGCCCGGUGUUGUUAAACUGGGUUUUGAAGGCACUGUCAAGGCUUUCGCCAUCCAACCAAAUGGUACCGAGACCCCGCUGUUCAAACUCAAUGUUGACUCCACACACAGCGGUAAAGUGUGGAUUGCUGGUGGACUACUGAAGGGCUCCGUGACACUGGAUAACUUGACAGUGGCGCUGGUGUCGAGUGAAGUGGGAACCUUUCAGACUGAUACUUUGGAACACUCGAUGAAGGCAGGCAUGGUGCUCGUCUUUGCAAAGCUGAACGUGGAACUGGGCAAAGGUGUUGGUUUACCCGGAACCAAACACGCACAGCUGAUCAACACAGUUCUGGGGAUGGAAGAGGGAUUUAUAGCCAUCGCUUCAGAUGCCGUGUUGUUGUAAACAGACAAGAGGCUUCAACUGACAAACUGGUCUGUUUAAUCCAUAAAGCACAGACGCUCUUCACCUCACUUCAAACCAGUGAACUAACUGCAUUUGUAGAUAUCGGAUACAUCACGAUACAGAUGUGUUUACAAGGUGAAGCAUCUACCCCACUCUGUAUUCUGGACUGUAAAUGAUUAACAGGCCUUGUUACGCAGUAUAUAAUCACAACCUACAACUCUACAGCAUUCAUGUCAAAUCAACAGCUCAUCUUUAUAAAUGCUUCUAAAAUGGUUUUCAGGCUCAAAUCAGAUUGUUUCAAACCAUAAGGUAAUAAAACACUUUUUGUAUUCUG